AUGGUGAUCCAGCCCCCCGUGUAUCGACGAGUCUUCUUUCGAGACACACAGUACAGCAUCCGCCUCAGGACAAUACGCGUGUUCGUACAGCGGCUGUGCUGCACCACCAUUUCAAACUCAAUAUCUCUUAAAUGCACGACUCUGGCUACUAAAAAACAAUUCCUGCGACACAGACAUGCGGUAGUUCACAGCUCGUCGCGGCCACACUAUUGUCCGCACAUCGGCUGCCCGCGGGGCAAAGGUGGCAAAGGGUUCAAACAAAAGAAUGAGAUGAUUAGACACGGACUCAUACAUGAUUCCCCAGGUUAUCAGUGCCCAUUCUGCCCUGAUCCGGCCCCCCAAUACCCUCGACCAGACAAUCUCCAGAGUUACGAGAAGUCUUGUCGCAAAGACUUCCCAGAGGUCGUGGACGCGGGCGGCGUUUAG
Molecule: messenger RNA, 426 nt
Organism: Clonostachys rhizophaga
Lineage: Eukaryota; Fungi; Ascomycota; Sordariomycetes; Hypocreales; Bionectriaceae
Source: the annotation of a GenBank genome assembly